Molecule: messenger RNA, 2713 nt
Organism: Bolinopsis microptera
Lineage: Eukaryota; Metazoa; Ctenophora; Tentaculata; Lobata; Bolinopsidae
Product: unconventional myosin-VIIa-like
Exons: 19
Coding region: 26-2713 (895 amino acids)
Biological process (GO): vesicle transport along actin filament; actin filament organization
Cellular component (GO): vesicle; cytoplasm; actin cytoskeleton
Molecular function (GO): ATP binding; microfilament motor activity; actin filament binding
Source: RefSeq, a predicted model, not a curated record
AGCGUUGUAAUGAAAAGUUAGAACAAUGUCUGGUCGCAGUGAAAACGGAGGUGACAAUCCUGAGGAUCGUCCUCAUGAGUUUCUUGUGAGAGAUCCCUCGGUAACCGGCAGGAGUUCAUUCCGUAAGAGGGGUGGUAUUUUAAACCCAAUCGUUAAAAUCGGAGAGAACAACCUCGCCGACAUAGAGGAACCAGAUGUAGCCAGCAUUGUGGACAACCUACGACGCCGCUACCUCAACAAUGCUUUCUACACCUACAUCGGAGAUGUCCUGGUCUACAUGCCCCCCUUCUCUGGUAUUUCCAUGUACACCAACGAAGAUGUCCAGUAUUACUGUGAAAACAACGCUUUUGAUCCCGACUUGAAGCCUCAUAUUUACUCUUUUGCUGAUCGGGUGUAUUCUAACAUGUUGUUUUGGAAGAGGAACCAAGUAGUGAUAAUGUCUGGAUCCAGUGGUAGUGGCAAGACUAUCAAUACUAAACAGUUCCUAAGUUACAUACAAUCAGUAUCAGGAGGAUGGGAUCUCUCAGUGACUCUAAAAACAAGACUGGCUCAUCUGUUUAACGUCCUCGACUGUUUCGGAUCAGCGCAGACUUCAGAUAGUAUAUACGCUAGUAAAUACACGAGUCAGCUCCAACUCAAGUUCAACUAUUUCGGUGAUAUCGUUUCUUGCCAACUCAAAACUUGUCUACUAGAAAAGAGUAGAGUGUGCGGGCCUCCCCCAGGAGAAAGCAACUUCCACAUAUUUCACUUGCUAAUGGAACACAUUGGGAGUGACGGUGCAGCGUACCCCUACCUCAGCAACACUAAUCACACCUUCGCUCUCAAAGUCACUCUACCCUCAAUCCAGGACAGUUUAGUAGCUCUAGGAAUGCCGGAGGGAGAGAAGGAACACGUGAUCAACAUUCUGACUGCAAUACUGAUACUGGGACAGAUCCAGUACAAGACGGAGAAUGAUGGGAUUGGGGUCAGGGUUACCAACCCUGGUGUUGUUAAAGUGAUAGCCAAGUUGCUGGGAGUAACCAACUCGUCCAUGACGGAUAUGUUAACCAGCACACCUCAUAUCAGCGGAAACAGGAGUAUCAUGAUGAACCCCCUAUCUUACGACAAGGCGAUCUCAAAACGGAACUCACUGGCCAGUUACCUGUACCUGCGGCUCUUUAACGAGGUAUUGAUGAGUGCUAACAAGAGUUUGGCAGGGGAGGCUCCCGAGAAGUCUGAUGAUCUUAAUCUUACUCUCGACAUUGUGGACGGUUACGGCAUCAAAGGUGGUGAUCUGAACAAUUUCGCGGUGCUGUGCUGCAACUUCAGCAAUGAGAAACUGCACCAGUGCUUUAUUGAGAGCGCCCUGACAGCGCCCCAGGAACUGUAUUUGCAGGAGGGACUAGACUGGGAUCCUAUCAGGAUACCUGAUAACCGGGGAACUAUUGGUCUCUUCACUGAUGUCCAACCUGCCAGUCUUAUGGAGUGUAUUGAGAACGAGUGUAACAAGCCAGGAGACACAACUAACUUCCAGGCGGAUGAGGCGUUUGGUGGAAUCUCCUCUCCUUACUUCAUGUUGUCCCAUGAAGUAGAAAAUGAGUUUAUUGUACGACACUACAUAGGCGAGGUAUCAUACGAUGCGACCAAUUUCCACAAGAUGGCUAAAACUGGACUACCCAAGGAUUGUAAGAGAGUAAUGAACAGCAGCAAGUUGGCACUUCUCCAAAGAAUGUUCCCUGAUGGUGCACAGUCCGAGUGGAUGAAGGGUAAAAGUUCCAUGUGUGUUUCACAAGUAUACGUGGGUGCGAUCGACAAUCUGCUAAAAGACCUGAAGAAUAAGUUCCUGUCCUUUGUGCGCUGUGUUAAACCUAAUCUCUCUUCCACUCCUCAACUCUUUGAAGAUGACUUUGUUGAAGAUCAAGUUCGGAGCUCAUGCCUAGUGGAGACAGCGUUAAUCAAGCAGCGAGGAUUUGCAUUCAGUUCGGAUCUGGUCGGGUUUGUUCAGCGUUACAAAUGUACACAUGAAGAAGACAGGUUCAGAAGAUGUGAUGGAGAUUGGCAAAUGGCUGCUGAUAGAAUAUGUGGCAAUCUGCAGAUCGACAUGGAUCUGUACUUCGUAGGCUUCACUUGUAUCUUCAUUAAAGACUCUGCUACAGUCCUCUACCUCGAGAAGAAACGUGACGAGUGUAUCGACUUUAUAGUUACUAAAAUACAGCUGUGUUGGAAGCGCCGGUACAUAAACAGAAAGCUAGGACCUCACUUGAGAGCCUUGAGGGAGACACUCGCUCAAGCGGAUAAAACUAAGAAGAUACUCCUGCCCAAGAUGAAAGGGCCGUUUAGUGAGGACAUUAACGAUUACUUGGACCGUAUCUACAGAUGCUGGUGGGCGUCAUGUUUGAUAAAGACUCUAAAGAAAUCAGACAGGAAUAUCGUGAGGAUAGCGAUUAUAGCACACUCUGCUUUCGCUGGUGAAUUCAGCGUGGAGCCUGAUCUAGUUAAAUCAGGGAAGCCUAUGAAUAUACACUGUCUGAGAAUGAGAUCAAACUACGUAGCAUCAGACCAGUUUGACGCUGCAACUCUCCUCUCCACAACUAACGACAGAUCAACCCAUGGUAAAAAGAUCCUAUUCACUGCUCCAAUCAACCGACUAAACAGAAAACAUGUUGUAGAAAGAGGAUACGUGAUCCUUACAGACAAGGCCUUGAUAUUCCUGACUAAUCAAGUUCGAUUGUAA